ACUCGCCCGUACGAUAGUAAUUCCUUCCAUAUGCGAAUUCUGGUGCCAAAGCGAGCGAUAACAGAAUUCGAGGGGAAGAAACCGUAGGUUCUCAUUUAUUCACUCUUACUCUCUUCCAAAAAUUCGAAACCGAAUACUACUCUUUGAAUCACAGUGGCUGAGAGCAAUGGCUGCCGAGUUAUUGACGCGGUUUCUGUGCCAAGGCUUCGUUCGUUCGAGUGCCGAACAUGCAAAUGUGCGCUUCCUUUCCCCUUCUCGUCGUCUACUUCCUGCUUCCUGCAAAAUGCGCCAGCGAAGUUUCAGGUCACAGAAUAAGAGACAUGAAGUGAAGAAGGCCUCUUCUGAGCAGCCUCCAACAAGUGAAGAUCUCCCUCCAGGUCCUGAUGAGGACUCUGAAUCUAUAAACUCUUCUGUGGUUUCCCCAAUUUUAGAUCCUGAAACUGGACCUAUAGACGAAUUUGAUGACAAUGUAGAGUUGGAGCAUGGUCAACAUGCCAACGGAAAUAAUUUUGCUGUUGUAGCUGUACUUGAUGAGUCAAAAUCUUUGGAUAUAAAUGUAGAUGGCAGAGAGAAGCUUUCAAGUGUUCACCUUGAGGAUUUAAUUGGCAUGAUUAGGAAUGCUGAGAAAAAUAUUCUUCUUCUCAACAAAGCUCGUGUUCGUGCUCUUGAAGAUCUUGAAAAGAUUCUCACAGAGAAGGAAGCAUUGCAAGAAGAAAUUAAUGUCUUGCAGAUAAGAUUGGCAGAAACAGAUGAAAAAAUUAAAAUUGCUGCCCAAGAAAAGAUUCAUAUGGAAUUGCUGGAAGGCGAAUUGGAGAAACUACAGGAUGAAUUGACUCAAAGGGGUGGUUCUGGAGGAAUUGAGAUGCACGACAAUCAGAGUAAAUAUUCAAUCGAGGAACCCUCUCCUCUGCAUAGUUCUAAUCUCGAUUCUCUCUUUAAGGAGCUUGAUUCUCUGAGGGAAGAGAAUGUGUCCCUGAAGCAUGAUAUUCAAGCUCUUAAAGAGGAGCUCAGUAAUGUUAGGAAUACAGAUGAACGUAUAGAGAUUCUGGAAAAGGAACGCUCAUUUUUGGAGUCUUCCUUGAAAAACUUAGAGUCCAAACUUUCAGUUUCUCAGAAAGAUGUCUCAAAUCUUUCUAAUUUAAAAACAGAAUGCAAGGACCUGUGGAAGAAGGUGGAAGAUUUGCAAGGAUUACUAGAUAAGGCAAACAAGCAGGCAGAUCAGGCUAUUCUGGUGCUACAGCAGAACCAGGAGCUCAGCAGGAAGGUUGACAAAUUGGAAGAAUCUCUUGGAGAAGCUAAUGUCUAUAAGCUGUCAUCAGAAAAACUGCAGCAGUAUAGUGAACUGAUGCAACAAAAGAUAAAACUAUUGGAAGAGCAACUUCAAAAGUCAGAUGAGGAGAUACAUUCGUACGUUCAAUUAUAUCAGGAAUCUGUGCAGGAAUUUCAAGAUACGCUUAAUAGUUUAAAAGAAGAAAGCAAGAAAAGGGCCAUAGAUGAACCUGUCGAUGAUAUGCCUUGGGAAUUUUGGAGCCGUUUACUGCUGCUUAUUGAUGGUUGGUUGCUUGAGAAGAAAAUAUCAAUGGAUGAUGCAAAGCUGUUGAGAGAGAUGAUAUGGAAGAGAGAUGUACGUAUACACGAUGCCUACAUGGCUUGCAAGGAAAAGAAUGAGAGUGAAGCUGUGUCGAUCUUUCUGAGGCUGACAUCAUCGACAGGAAGUCCAGGAUUAUAUGUUACUCAUAUUGCGGCAGAAAUGGCACCAGUGGCUAAGGUUGGCGGUUUGGGAGAUGUUGUGACUGGUCUUGGUAAAGCACUGCAAAAGAGAGGGCACCUUGUGGAGAUAAUUCUUCCCAAAUAUGAUUGCGUGCAAUAUGACCGAAUUCGUGAUUUGAGGGUCCUCAAUGUGGAGGUGGAGUCAUAUUUUGAUGGGAAACUAUUUAAGAAUAAAAUCUGGGUUUGCACUGUGGAAGGUCUUCCUGUGUACUUUAUUGAGCCCCAUCAUCCUGAUGGGUUCUUCUGGAGAGGGCAGUUCUAUGGAGAGCGAGAUGAUUUCAAACGAUUCUCCUAUUUUAGCCGUGCAGCUCUAGAAUUUCUUCUUCAAGCUGGAAAGAAACCUGAUAUAAUUCAUUGCCAUGAUUGGCAGACUGCUUUUGUUGCACCACUUUAUUGGGAUAUAUACGCUCCCAAAGGACUGAAUUCAGCCAGAAUAUGUUUUACGUGUCACAACUUUGAGUACCAAGGGAUUGCGCCUGCUUCAGAAUUGACCUCUUGUGGCCUUGAUGCUCACCAGCUAAAUAGACCAGAUAGAAUGCAGGACAACUCAGCACAUGAUAGGAUCAAUCCUGUUAAGGGUGCAAUUGUGUUCUCUAACAUUGUUACGACAGUGUCGCCCACCUAUGCAGAGGAGGUGAGGACUGCUGAGGGUGGACAUGGUCUCCAUUCAACACUUAAUUUUCACUCUAGAAAGUUUAUGGGGAUUCUAAAUGGAAUUGACACAGAUGCCUGGAAUCCUGCUACUGACACAUUUCUUGAAGCCCAAUACAGUGCUAAUGAUAUUCUAGGGAAAGCAGAAAACAAAAUGGCCUUAAGAAGGCAUCUUGGUCUUUCUUUUGCUGAUCACAGGCGGCCAUUGGUGGGCUGCAUAACAAGGUUGGUGCCGCAGAAAGGAGUACAUCUUAUUAGACAUGCGAUAUAUAGAACACUCGAGCUUGGAGGACAAUUCGUGCUCCUUGGUUCAAGCCCUGUUCCACAUAUUCAGAGGGAGUUCGAGGGUAUUGCGAACCACUUUGAGAAUCAUGAGCAUAUUCAGCUAAUACUGAAAUAUGAUGAGUCUCUUUCCCACAGCAUUUAUGCUGCUUCUGACAUGUUCAUCAUCCCAUCUAUCUUCGAGCCUUGUGGCCUCACACAGAUGAUAGCAAUGAGAUAUGGUUCUAUACCCAUUGCAAGGAAAACAGGUGGUCUAAAUGACAGCGUAUUUGAUGUUGAUGAUGAUACGAUACCUCUCCAGUUUCGAAAUGGAUUUACAUUUGUGAGUCCUGACGAACAGGGAAUUAACGGUGCUUUGGAACGUGCAUUUAACUAUUACAUGAAUAAUAUUGAGGGUUGGCAGCAGCUUGUUCAGAAAGACAUGAGUAUGAAUUUCAGUUGGAAAUCUUCAGCAUCACAGUAUGAGGAUCUUUACUUAAAAUCGGUUUCAAGAGCAAAGACAGCAACUCACAAAUAAGCUUCUCCGGAAUGCUGCUUCAAUUCUUGAGAUACAGGAUACUCCCUGCAAACUGGUCAAGUAGGUUGUGAUUGGAAUGGCUAUUGCAUCCAGGAAAACCGAAAACCUGCCAUUUGAAUUGCCUAAUUUCAUGGAUGUUAUGUCCUACUGGCAGGUCGGAUAAUACAGAUCGGCAGUUCCGCACAGUAUACAUGAUAGGUUCUUUACUUCUUUACUUUUACACAUAUUGUGAAUUCUUUUGUCUCCAAAACAAAAAAAGAAAGGAGAUGCAAUGUAUAAACCUGUAAAGACGGAAUAAUAUAUGUCAAUGCAUGUAGGAAAUUUAUGUGGAUUA
Tripterygium wilfordii is the source of this 3554-nucleotide messenger RNA. Its product is annotated as probable starch synthase 4, chloroplastic/amyloplastic. NCBI's taxonomy places the organism in Eukaryota, Viridiplantae, Streptophyta, Magnoliopsida, Celastrales, Celastraceae. Gene Ontology annotation, molecular function: alpha-1,4-glucan glucosyltransferase (UDP-glucose donor) activity. The record is from RefSeq and is a predicted model, not a curated record. Bases 167 to 3220 code for a protein of 1017 amino acids. The transcript is spliced from 16 exons.